Molecule: messenger RNA, 111 nt
Organism: Spirodela intermedia
Lineage: Eukaryota; Viridiplantae; Streptophyta; Magnoliopsida; Alismatales; Araceae
Source: the annotation of a GenBank genome assembly
AUGAGAGAAAAUAUUUCCCGUAUUUUCCUCUUCUCUGCCUCUUCAAAAGCCGCACUGCUAAGCCAUAGUACACGCAAUAAUAUCAUAAAGCCGCACACCCAAUGUAGUUGA